Cercocebus atys (sooty mangabey) is the source of this 3951-nucleotide messenger RNA. RefSeq names its product hook microtubule-tethering protein 2 (gene HOOK2). Gene Ontology annotation, cellular component: centrosome; cytoplasm. Gene Ontology annotation, molecular function: microtubule binding; dynein light intermediate chain binding. Bases 1736 to 3676 code for a protein of 646 amino acids. Gene Ontology annotation, biological process: cytoplasmic microtubule organization; cytoskeleton-dependent intracellular transport. The transcript is spliced from 23 exons. NCBI's taxonomy places the organism in Eukaryota, Metazoa, Chordata, Mammalia, Primates, Cercopithecidae. The record is from RefSeq and is a predicted model, not a curated record.
GGGCCCCAACCUGGAUGUUACAGACAAGGAUGUUACAAAUUUCCCCUCCCCCAGUCCCUGAAAGCAAAUCCCCGCCCCUCCACAUCAAAUCAGGCACAGCCUGUUGCACAAACUCCAAGGCCUUAUGACACAAUGGAUGCAGGACACAUGCCUGUGUACACACAGUCACAGAUCCUCCAUCUCACACCUACAAAGACCAGCACAUCUGGCCGGGCGCAGUGGCUCACACCUGAAAUCCCAACACUUUAGGAGGCAGAGGCAGAGGGAUUAUUUGAAGUCAGGAGGUCGAGACCAUCCUGGGCAACAUAGCAAAACCCUUUCUCUCCAAAACAACAAACAAACAAACAAAAAACCCAGCACAUUUCACAUGGACUCAGGCGCAGACAGACACAGGGAGGGGGGACUAGCUAGGAGUUCCUGGCAGGAUGUCAAUAUCUGGGCUGUAGGGGUCCUGCCAGAGUCCUCCAUGGUAAUGAUGCAUGGAGUCCACCCAGUGGCUGUGGUCAGCCAGGGGAGUGCCAGAGGGGCACUGUUCUCCAGUUGUGGGACUGAGGGUCCCCUUCUCAGCCCUGAUGAAGACUGGGUCCCUGCCCAGAUGUGAAGGCUGGAGGGGGCAGGCCGGGGUCCAGCUGUGGCCACAGGGAGGGGUUGAGUCAGCCACUUCCCAGCAGUACAACCCAGGCUGGGCCCAGCUGUUCCUGGAAACCAGUAGGAGGGGGUGGGCUUCCCAAUCCAGCUGGGGGCUGCUGGCCCAGACCUGCACACCAGGGUUCUAUGUCCCUACAAAUGGCGGCCUUCAGACCAUCCCCUAAAACGUUGGGGGCUCUCUUUACCUAAAACGGGUUUGGAUCCUUCUUCCAAAAUAUGGAAGGUUUUCAGCCCUUCUUGCUGAACUAAAGGUGCCUGGAUCUCUGCACAGCAGGGUCCCUGUGUUUCAAAACAGAGAUUGCUGCUCUCUUCCCUGCUGACAUAGAAGCUCACUGCUUUUCCCCAAAUGCCGCCCCAAAAUGGAGGGUUGUGCUCCUCCCCCAAAUUGAGCACACCCAGACUUUUCCUUAAGUCUGGGGACUCCUGGCUCCCGGAACAUCUGGGACGCCCACAACAUCACGCCAACAUUAGGACAAUUUAAGUCAAUUUCCCUAAAUAUUUGGAUUUCCAGAUUUCUCCUGAACAUCAAAAUCCCUGCGACCCCCGCCCUAAUGUGGUGAUCUCAGCAUGUCCAGUCACCCAUGCUUGUAACAGCUGUGGUUCCUGGCUCACCUCCAACUGCUACCUGGGAACGGGGUGGCCCUGUUUCCCUGUAUUGGCAGCACCCUCGCCUCUGGUGAAUGCGAGGUGGGGGAGCCAACAGCAGCUGUUCCCACGACCGCCGGAAGACAGCCCAGUCCGGAAACCAGCGCUGCCGGCCCUUGUCCCCAUCCCCCACUAUCCUCUCCACCCGCUCCCAGGGGCUGGAGUCUGGAAAACCACGCGGGAGGAGGUUGUGGGGACGUGGACGAGCAUCCGAGGUCCCCGGGUGCGUACGGCUGCGCAUGAGUAGGCUGUAAUCGGGUGUCUGGGGUUACAGACGUUCCAUGUUCCGUCUUCCUGUGCCAGCCCUCAGGACCUGAGCAGCGGCCUUGCCAUAGCCUAUGUGCUGAACCAGAUAGACCCCUCCUGGUUCAACGAGGCAUGGCUCCAGGGCAUCUCAGAAGAUCCAGGUCCCAAUUGGAAGCUGAAGGUCAGCAAUCUGAAGAUGGUCUUACGGAGCCUGGUAGAGUACUCCCAGGAUGUCCUGGCGCAUCCUGUGUCAGAAGAGCACCUCCCAGAUGUGAGCCUCAUUGGAGAGUUCUCAGACCCAGCAGAGCUCGGCAAGCUGCUUCAGCUGGUGCUGGGCUGUGCCAUCAGUUGCGAGAAAAAGCAGGAGCACAUCCAGAGAAUCAUGACGCUGGAAGAAUCGGUUCAGCAUGUGGUGAUGGAAGCCAUCCAGGAGCUCAUGACCAAAGACACUCCUGACUCCCUGUCACCAGAGACAUAUGGCAACUUUGAUAGCCAGUCCCGCAGGUACUAUUUCCUAAGUGAGGAGGCUGAGGAGGGGGAUGAGUUACAGCAGCGCUGUCUGGACCUGGAGCGGCAGCUGAUGCUCCUGUCAGAGGAGAAGCAGAGCCUGGCACAAGAGAAUGCAGUGCUGCGGGAGCGGGUGGGCCGGCCUGAAGGCGAGGGUACCCCAGGUCUCACUGCCAAGAAGCUGCUGCUGCUGCAAUCCCAGCUGGAGCAGUUGCAGGAGGAGAACUUCAGGUUGGAGAGUGGCAGAGAGGAUGAGCGCCUGCGCUGUGCCGAGCUGGAGCGGGAGGUUGCGGAGUUGCAGCACCGGAACCAGGCGCUGACCAGCCUGGCCCAGGAGGCACAGGCCCUGAAGGAUGAGAUGGAUGAGCUGCGGCAGUCCUCGGAGCGUGCUGGGCAGCUGGAGGCCACGCUGAACAGUUGCCAGCGCCGCUUGGGAGAGCUGAGGGAGCUGCGGCGGCAGGUGCGGCAGCUGGAGGAACGCAAUGCUGGCCACGCCGAGCGCACGCGGCAGCUGGAGGAUGAGCUGCGCCGAGCUGGCUCCCUGCGCGCCCAGCUGGAGGCGCAGCGGCGGCAGGUGCAGGAACUGCAGGGCCAGCGGCAGGAGGAGGCCAUGAAGGCCGAGAAAUGGCUAUUUGAAUACCGCAACCUGGAGGAAAAGUAUGAGUCGGUGACAAAGGAGAAGGAGCGGCUGUUGGCGGAGCGGGACUCCUUGCGGGAGGCCAAUGAGGAGCUGCGCUGCGCCCAGCUGCAGCCGCGGGGAUUGACCCAGGCCGAGCCCUCAUUGGAUCCCACCUCCCCACCCAUGGAUAACUUAGCCGCGGAGAUCCUGCCUGCGGAGCUCAGGGAGACGCUCCUGCGGCUUCAGCUGGAGAACAAGCGGCUGUGCCGGCAGGAGGCGGCCGACCGCGAGCGGCAGGAGGAGCUGCAGCGCCACCUGGAGGAGGCGAAUCGUGCACGCCACGGGUUGGAGACGCAGCACCGGCUGAACCAGCAGCAGCUAUCUGAGCUGUGGGCCCAGGUGGAGGACCUUCAGAAAGCCCUGCAGGAGCAGGGGGGCAAGACUGAAGACGCCAUUUCCGUCUUGCUAAAAAGAAAGCUGGAGGAACAUUUGCAGAAGCUUCAUGAGGCAGAUCUGGAGUUGCAGAGGAAGCGGGAGUACAUUGAGGAGCUGGAGCCACCCACUGACAGCAGCACAGCCCGACGGAUCGAGGAGUUGCAGCAUAACCUGCAGAAGAAGGACGCGGACUUGCGGGCCAUGGAGGAGCGAUACCGCCGCUACGUGGACAAGGCCCGCAUGGUCAUGCAGACCAUGGAACCCAAGCAGCGGCCGGCUGCAGGGGGACCUCCAGAACUCUGUUCCCUAAGGACACAGCUCCGAGAACGUGAUGUCCGCAUCCGGCACCUGGAGAUGGACUUUGAGAAAAGCCGAAGUCAGAGGGAGCAGGAAGAAAAGCUGCUCAUCAGUGCCUGGUAUAAUAUGGGCAUGGCCUUGCAGCAGCGAGCUGGGGAAGAGCGGGCGCCUGCCCAUGCCCAGUCAUUCCUGGCACAGCAGCGGCUGGCAACCAAUGCUCGCCGUGGACCCCUGGGACGCCUGGCAUCUCUGAACCUUCGCCCCACUGACAAGCACUGACUUCAGGAUCCAGCCAGCCUGGGCUCCACCCACUCUGGCUUCCUCCAACUCACAUGGCGCCCAGCAUUGGGCUUCAGCCAGCUGCUCGAGAACUUUGAGGCCAAGAUCUCUGCCCUUCCCUCUCCCAGAUUGGUGGGGAGGGAGAGUGGGAGGUAGGUAUAGGCCUGUUCUUUUUAGCAAUGUGAUUCUUAUCGUUGAUUCUCUCUCUGGAGUUCGUGUGCUGCCUGGGGAGACUCUGAUUUUAUAUUUGAGAAAAAUAAAGACUUUCAAUCUGC